AUGAUCCUGAUGAUGGCCAUUUCCAUGCCUCUUUUUGAAGAACGCACUGCUCAGCGCUAUGGCGCCACCUACAAGGAAUCGCAAAAACACGUCACUGAAUGGGCGGACGCUUUCAUCAGGUCUUACAACGAAGAUGAAGACCUGGGCCACGAGAUCAAUGGCAUAAAAACGAAACUGCAGAGAAGAGAACAUCUAGAGUCAUCUGGCGUCGAUGUCUCUAGAAUCCCAGAGCUUCAGACUCCGGAUCUUAACUUCUACACUCUCAAUGGCAUGGAGACGAGACAUACGCGGCUUCACGCGUUCCUGCACUUGUGGCUUGAUCCAUAUGGGGCUAUCAGAAUGUCACCUGGCCAAAUGCUCAAAUAUGUGGGGUCUGGGGGAGGUGGUGUCGAGUAUCUGAACAUCCCUGUCAAAGACGGCGAAUUGGCUGCCUAUCGUUUCCUUCGCGAUGUGAUGGACCUCGUCAAGAAAAGGGAGUUGAGAUGCUACAAUUAUCUGUACGACCGACCGGGUGUCACAUAUCCAGCAGAGUUCGAGUGGCUCUCCGAUGAUGAAGAUGAUGCUGCAUAUGCUGCUAUCCAAAACCGAAAGCAAGCGGCUCAAAAGAGGAAAGAAGCUGCAGCUGCCCAACAGAAGGCGAAGGCAACACAGAACAACCCGAAGGCAACCCAGAACAAGUCAAAGGUCAUCUCAAAGACCACUUCGAAGUCUAGCUCUGGCGAGAAGACUCGUGCUAAUGCCAAGGUCUCCACAAAGGACCAGUCCAAGCACGAUCAACCUAUUCUCGGUGGGCGAAACGGUAGCGCUCGGGUUAAGGACGAGCCAGCCGGCCCGAAAGCUCAGGACCCCGCAGAUAAAAAGUGCAAGGAAGAUGACUCGUGUACGUGCGGUGCACCUCGUUGUCCUGGAUGGAAUGCCUUCAAAUUUUCUUGGUCUGAGGAUGAGGCGGUCGAGUCAAAGACUACUCCCAAACUCGAGGACGACAAGACCCAAGGAUCGAAUCACAUGAAAGGAGCUACAAAGACUGGUGCCGAUGUUGCUGUGGACUCUAUCGAGCAUGAAGGGAAGUGCCACCUACCGGAAAGAAGCAACUCUUGCUCUUCUACUGAGCCAGAGUCAGGCGAAAGCAGCAAAGCGCAGACAACAACACCGGCAACCACCCCCGGAAAAGCCACCCCGGAGGCCGAGGACAAGUGCGCCAGCUGCGACGUCACUUUGAAAAAGGAGACCAUGAUUCAUGGCCGUUGUGAGCAUCGCUACUGCGUGGACUGCGCUGCGACAAUCCUGGAAGGAACACUGGUGGACACCAGUACCUUCCCCCCACGAUGCUGCCGCGAACCCCUUGUCUUUGAAAAUAAGGAAGACCUGUUUAACCCUAGGCUCUUCGGCAGGUAUGAGCUGGCGAUGAUCAAGCACAAGGAUCCUAAGCCGCUCUAUUGCCACGUCCAAACCUGUGGGGCCUACAUCAUUCCUGAAGCCUACGGCAAGUGCCAUCUCUGCGGUGCGAGGACUUGCAAGAAGUGCUUGCGAGAGGAACACUAUCGCGCAUGCCUCCCCCUGACGCAACAACCGACGAUCACAAGUUGA
This is a messenger RNA of Penicillium brevicompactum, 1587 nucleotides long. RefSeq lists its product as uncharacterized. The transcript is spliced from 2 exons. NCBI's taxonomy places the organism in Eukaryota, Fungi, Ascomycota, Eurotiomycetes, Eurotiales, Aspergillaceae. The record is from RefSeq and is a predicted model, not a curated record. Bases 1 to 1587 code for a protein of 528 amino acids.